Eriocheir sinensis (Chinese mitten crab) is the source of this 1289-nucleotide messenger RNA. RefSeq lists its product as uncharacterized. The record is from RefSeq and is a predicted model, not a curated record. Lineage: Eukaryota; Metazoa; Arthropoda; Malacostraca; Decapoda; Varunidae. The transcript has 6 exons. The coding region runs from base 418 to 1287 and encodes 289 amino acids.
AAACAUAGUAACUUCAAUGCCACCUUCACAUGAUCUCGGUCUCAGUGUCUGUGUGGGAGUGAUGUGGUGAGGGCGCGGCGCUAAGGCUCGUUCCUCGGCUCAAGAACCACACGGGGCAUUCAGCUACAGAAGAGAGGAAUCACCAAAAGCAUGAAGAGGUUCCAGCUAAUUAAGAGUUUCCUGAGCGUUUAAAUCUCCCUUCCCCUUUCCCUUUCCCUCCUCCUCUCGCUCUUUCCUCCUUCCCAUCCCCCUUUUUCUUCUUAACAAGUCUUCGUUUACCUCGCUCUCCUCCUCUCUGCAAGCCACCUUGGGACUCGACGCACGGCUGGAUACACGCAACGCACUUUCCUUCACUACCAGGAACUCCACGUGGUUAUCUAGGUUCCUCCCUAUCUCCUCAUCAACACUACCGCCACGAUGAGUCUGGACAGGCUGGGCCCCUCCUCCUCCCGCUACGUCGACUACACGCAGCAGCCGGGGCCAAGCGGGUACGGGGCCCCUCCCUCCGUCAGUAGCUACGAGUACUCGCCCCCGCAGCGACCCCCGCGGAGGGACAGAAGCCGCUCAAGAUCCCGGGACCGAGACCACUCCAGCCGAAAUGGUUACUCCAGCAGAGAGGUCUACUACAACCCCGGCCUGGAGGUUGACCGCGCCCCCAGUGACCGUGCCGAGAGCGAGUUCACCGUCCGUAACGAAGCAGUGAUCAACCCACAACUGGAGGAGGAGCGGAGGGCAGCUUCCAGAGCAGCCUCGGAGAUCUAUGCCUCCACGCGCAUGCCCAGACCCCACUCGGAGAUCAGUCAGUAUACAUAUCGCACUGGGGGUGGGGCGAGCGACAAGGUGAGCGUCAAGACCAAGACGACGAGGGGCGGGAAGCUGGUGAUGGAGACGAUGACGGCUCCACACCCGUGCUGCCCCAACACUCGUAGCGUGUGUUGCCUGAUGGUGCUGCUCAACCUGGGCCUGCUGCUCAUCACCCUGGGCUUCGUGGUGGUGCUGCAGCUGUAUGACCCCGCCUUUGUAUGGUACAUCGGCCUGUGCAUGCUCAUCUUCGGGUUCAUGACGCUGUUCGGCUCGCUCAUCUACUGCGUGUUUGUAUGCCGGGAGGUGGAGAAGAUGAGGCCGCCGCCGGGAGAGCUGUACUGGACCAACCACUGGACCAAGACGCUCAACAUGCCGGAAAUCCACUACACCAACACGCAGUACAAACCCAGUGACUACAAGGGCUCCGAGUACUCCUUCAAGACAGACCCAAGCAGGACCACGGGCACCACCAGCCGAUAUUGAGG